Molecule: messenger RNA, 741 nt
Organism: Penicillium cataractarum
Lineage: Eukaryota; Fungi; Ascomycota; Eurotiomycetes; Eurotiales; Aspergillaceae
Exons: 3
Coding region: 1-741 (246 amino acids)
Source: RefSeq, a predicted model, not a curated record
AUGGUCUCCACGCGACAUCAUCCCCGCGACUUUCCCUCGCCGGAGAAAGCUGCCAAAGAGCUCGUCAAGUCGUCCCCUGCGCCAACCACCAACGGCACUGCGCGCAAAUGGGUUCAUACUCCAUCUGCUGCGCUAACAAUUUGGCUCGUCGUCUCCGUUCCUCUAGUCAUAUGGGAUGCGACUUAUGUACUCUUGCGACCGCAUAGUAUGCCGGGAGGUCGCCUGCACUCGCCCAUCUGGACCCUCUAUGCGCUAUACGGGACUGUCGAUUACCUUUAUGGUUGGCCCGCGUACAAUGCGCGUAAUGGUUUCACUGCCGCGCAGACCGUGAUGAACGUGGUCGAGACCCUGGGCUACUUGUAUUACCUAUGGAUUGUGUACCGACACGGUGCCACGGUCGUUACUGGUCGCGGCGGCAAGAAGGUCAAGAAGGGCUUCGUGUGGCUUCUGACUGGUGAGAAGGUGGUUGCUGGACGAACUGGUGCAAUCGCACUCCUGGUUGCUUUCACCGCGUCGGUCAUGACUCUGAGCAAGACUAUCCUCUACUGGCUGAAUGAGUUCUUCUCGGGCUUUGAAAAUAUCGGCCACAAUGACGCUGCCACUCUUAUCAUUCUGUGGAUUAUUCCCAACGGCCUGUGGAUUGUUUUCCCUGCCUACAGUAUUUCCAUUCUCGGCGAAGAGAUCCUGAAUGCCCUGGAGCAGGUCCCGCCGCGCCGACCAGGCCGCCCAAAGUCCUCAUAA